Pyricularia pennisetigena is the source of this 1443-nucleotide messenger RNA. RefSeq lists its product as uncharacterized. Lineage: Eukaryota; Fungi; Ascomycota; Sordariomycetes; Magnaporthales; Pyriculariaceae. Gene Ontology annotation, molecular function: hydrolase activity, hydrolyzing O-glycosyl compounds. The record is from RefSeq and is a predicted model, not a curated record. The transcript is spliced from 4 exons. The coding region runs from base 1 to 1443 and encodes 480 amino acids. Gene Ontology annotation, biological process: carbohydrate metabolic process.
AUGGCCCGGAAAUCAGGGAUCCCUGCUGCGUUUCUAUGCUUCAUCGCCGCCCUCUCCGUGGUGACGGGGCAGCAAAUCGGCACGGAAAUCCCAGAGAUCCACCCGGAUCUGCCGACCCAGUUCUGCACCCAGAAGGAUGGCUGUGUCGUCCGCAAGACCAAGGUGGUCGCCGACGUCCAGUUCCGCCCGACGCACGUCAAGGGCAACUUCUCCAUGUCCUGCACCGCCGCCUUUGGCACUUCGCUGUGUCCCGACCCGGCCACUUGCACACGCAACUGCGUCCUCGAGGGUGUCGAUUAUGAGAGUCUGGGAGUGAGGACCAAUGGGACCGCCUUGAAGCUGAACCAAUACCGCUUCAACGGCACAGAGUACAAAAAGGUCGCGCCCCGCGUAUAUCUCUUGGCCGAGGAUGCUCGCAACUACGAGCUCAUGAGACUCGUCAACAUGGAGCUGGUUUUUGACGUCGACGUUUCUCAGCUGGGCUGCGGUAUGAACGGGGCGCUAUACUUCUCCGAGAUGGACGUCUCCGGUUCCCGGAGUGACUUGAACCCUGCCGGCGCCACUUACGGUACGGGGGAAUGUGAUGCGCAAUGUUUCCAAGAUCAGAACUUCACCAAUGGCGUGGCGAACCUAGAACACCCUCCGCCAGGAGCAUGUUGCAAUGAGAUGGACAUCUGGGAGGCAAACCGCAUGGCUACUGCAUUGACGCCACACACGUGCAGCAAACCAUCAUCUUUCAGGUGCACCGGCGAAGAGUGCGGUAAAGGCAAGGCCGGCGUCUGUGACAAGUCGGGCUGCCAGAUAAACCCGUACAAGCUCGGCGACAAAGAUUUCUAUGGCCCGGGCAAGACCAUCGACACGAACAAACGUUUCACCGUGCUCACGCAGUUCGUGCACGAGCAUCCGGACGCGGGCAGUGACAUUGCGCGCGCCGGGCCGCUCAAGGAGAUCCGCCGCAGAUACAUCCAGGACGGCCGCGUCAUCGAAGCCGUUCAUACCAGCAACGCCUCCAUCAGCCCUCUGAAGGGAAUGGACCAGAAUUUCUGCGAGACCUACGGCUCGGAGGCGUACACUCGACUCGGUGGAAUCGUCGGGACGGGACAGUCGAUGGCCCGAGGAAUGGUGCUCAUAUUCAGCAUCUGGAACUCGGAGGACGACUUUAUGAAGUGGCUUGACGCUGGGGAUAGUGGUCCCUGUGGUCCAACAGAUGGCGACCCCAAGAAGAUCCGAAAGGAGACCCCGAAUGUCUCGGUGACCUAUUCCAAUAUCAAAUGGGGCGAGCUUGGAACCGUCUUAGGCCAUGAUGGACUCGCAGGUGCGAGGAGUGACGAAGCCAAGGCGAGGGUAGCUGCUAAUUCUGCCGGAGCCAUGGCGCCGGCCGUCACUGGUGGCUCAGUACUCGGCCUCGCGAUCGUCCUGCUUGCGCUGGUAUACCUCUUCUAA